This is a messenger RNA of Ambispora gerdemannii, 453 nucleotides long. NCBI's taxonomy places the organism in Eukaryota, Fungi, Glomeromycota, Glomeromycetes, Archaeosporales, Ambisporaceae. The record is from the annotation of a GenBank genome assembly.
AUGAACAGACUUCAACUUCUCACGCGUGCAAUUCUCACCAAACCGUUAUCCGUGAAUACACUGGUUGCUAUUCGUUCUCCUCCCUCUUUUGGACGAUUUUUAGCCCCAAACGGCUCCCGCUCAUACUCGAGUGGACAUGAAGACGAGUCAUUCGAGGCUUUCACCGAACGCUACGUAAAACUAUUCGAGGGAGUAGACGACCUAUUCGAACUACAGAGAAAUCUAAAUAAUUGUUUUGCUUAUGAUCUAGUGCCCGCCCCAUCGGUUAUUGAGGCGGCGUUGAAAGCCGCAAGGCGUGUUAACGAUUUCCCAACGGCCGUUCGAAUUUUCGAGGGUUUAAAGGAGAAAGUGGAGAAUACCAGUCAAUAUGAGCAGUAUCUGGAGGAAUUGAAGCCUGUGCGUAAUGAACUAGGAGUAUUGACAAAGGAUGAAUUAGGAUUGGAAUGGAAAUAA